Trichosurus vulpecula (common brushtail) is the source of this 2882-nucleotide messenger RNA. It is a transcript of the gene KCNN2, whose product is annotated as potassium calcium-activated channel subfamily N member 2. The transcript is spliced from 9 exons. The record is from RefSeq and is a predicted model, not a curated record. Gene Ontology annotation, cellular component: plasma membrane; neuron projection; neuronal cell body. Lineage: Eukaryota; Metazoa; Chordata; Mammalia; Diprotodontia; Phalangeridae. Bases 1 to 2580 code for a protein of 859 amino acids. Gene Ontology annotation, molecular function: calmodulin binding; small conductance calcium-activated potassium channel activity. Gene Ontology annotation, biological process: potassium ion transmembrane transport.
AUGUUUCUAAAAAGACGUAAAUGUGAUGUCAUGCCCGUUGUUUUGGUACGCCCGACCAAUGGGACUCACCUCCUGGAUUCUACAGGAGCCGGGAUGGGCCCUUCCUCUCACCAGCAGCAGGACUCCCCUCUCUCUACCAUAACGCAUUGCGCAGGGUGCACCACCGCCAGGUCUCCCUGCAGCUUUAACAGUUCUGAUAUGGAAACCCCAUUGCAGUUGCAGCGAGGCUUCUUUCCUGAGCAGCAGCAAAAUCAGCAACAGCCGCAGCAGCAGACCCAAGACAAACCGUGCCUCUCCUUCCAGCAGCACUCAAAGCAACAACAUUACUACCACCAGCAGCAGCAGCAGCAGCAGCAGCCGCCACAGAUACACCAGUGGCAGCCGGGCAGUAGCGGCAGUAGCUCAUGCCUUCAGUGCAACAGCUGCGCCUCCUCCAGCGCCCAGGUGGCGGGGGGAAGGGUGGGGGAUAAUCUGCCUCUGUUGCUCCGCACCUCAUCACCCGGCAGCGCUUUUGGAACCCGCAACUCCUCGCCUGUUUCCACCUCAUCCUGCUGCUGCUGUUCUUCUCGGAGGGGCAGCCAGCUCAAUGUGAGUGAGUUGAAUCCAUCUAGCCAUGCCAGUGUCCCCAGGAAGCAGCAGCAGCAGCAGUUCCCACAGUACCAAUACCCUUCCCAAUACCACCAGUGCAGCUUGCAGCAGGCUGCCAGUCCCACUAACAGCCUCAGAAGCAGCGGCGGUGGCAGCGGGCACCUCCACCACCAUCGCCAUCACCACCACCAGCAGCAGCAGCAGCUGCAGCAGGUUCGCCGGGAAAGCAACCCCUUCACUGAAAUAGCCAUGAGCAGCUGCAGGUACAACGGAGGAGUGAUGCGUCCACUCAGCAACUUAAGCUCCUCCCGCAGGAACCUGCAUGAGAUGGACUCAGAGUCUCAGCCCCUGCAGCCCUCAGCUUCUGGUGGCUGUAGGUCCUCUUCCCCAGCUGCAGCCGUUCCUCCUCCUGCUGCUGCCCCCUCUUCCUCAGCCCCGGAGAUAGUAGUGUCCAAACCCGAGCACAAUAACUCUAACAACCUAGCGCUGUAUGGGAACGGUGGGGGUGGUGGUAGUGGAGAUGGAGGUGCGGGUGGGAGAAGCAGCGGACCGGGCAGCAGCCGCAGCGGGAUCAAGUCUAGCAAGAAGAAAAACCAGAACAUAGGUUACAGGCUAGGCCUUCGGAGAGCCUUGUUUGAGAAGAGAAAGCGGCUCAGCGAUUACGCUCUCAUCUUCGGCAUGUUCGGGAUUGUGGUCAUGGUCAUUGAGACUGAGCUGUCCUGGGGCGCCUACGACAAGGCAUCCCUGUAUUCUCUAGCUCUGAAAUGCCUUAUCAGCCUCUCCACAAUUAUCCUGCUUGGUCUUAUUAUUGUGUAUCACGCCAGGGAGAUACAGUUGUUCAUGGUGGACAAUGGGGCAGAUGACUGGAGAAUAGCCAUGACUUAUGAGCGUAUUUUUUUCAUCUGCUUGGAAAUACUGGUGUGUGCUAUUCAUCCCAUACCUGGGAAUUAUACAUUCACAUGGACAGCCCGGCUUGCCUUCUCCUAUACCUCAUCCACAACUACUGCUGAUGUGGAUAUCAUUUUGUCUAUACCAAUGUUCUUAAGACUCUAUCUUAUUGCCAGAGUUAUGCUUUUACAUAGCAAACUUUUCACUGAUGCCUCCUCUAGAAGCAUUGGCGCUCUUAAUAAAAUAAACUUCAACACACGUUUUGUUAUGAAGACUUUAAUGACUAUAUGUCCAGGAACUGUACUGUUGGUUUUUAGUAUCUCCUUAUGGAUAAUUGCUGCAUGGACUGUCCGAGCCUGUGAAAGGUACCAUGAUCAACAAGAUGUCACUAGCAACUUCCUUGGAGCCAUGUGGUUGAUUUCAAUAACUUUUCUCUCCAUUGGUUAUGGUGACAUGGUACCUAAUACGUAUUGUGGAAAAGGAGUCUGUUUACUUACUGGAAUUAUGGGUGCUGGUUGCACUGCACUGGUGGUAGCUGUGGUUGCAAGGAAAUUAGAACUUACCAAAGCUGAAAAACAUGUGCAUAAUUUCAUGAUGGAUACCCAGCUAACCAAAAGAGUGAAAAAUGCAGCUGCCAAUGUACUCAGGGAAACAUGGCUAAUUUACAAAAAUACAAAGCUGGUAAAAAAAAUAGAUCAUUCAAGAGUAAGAAAACAUCAGCGUAAAUUCUUACAAGCAAUCCAUCAAUUAAGAAGUGUAAAAAUGGAACAGAGGAAACUAAAUGAUCAAGCAAAUACAUUGGUGGACCUGGUCAAGACACAAACCAUCAUGUAUGACAUGAUUUCUGACAUAAAUGACAGAAGCGAAGAAUUUGACAAGAGGGUUGGUACCCUGGAAAAUAAGUUAGAGACUUUGAUCGGUAACAUUCAAGCCCUCCCUGAACUGCUAAGUCAGACAAUCAGUAAACAGCAAACUGAUUUCCUGGAAGCUCAAAUGCAAAGCUACAACAAGAAUGUUGCCUACAGUGCAGAGCGGUCACGGUCCUUGACCCGAAGAAGGAGGUCCUCCUCUACAGCACCACCAACUUCAUCAGAGAGUAGCUAGAAGAGAAUAAGUUAACCACAAAAUAAAAGACUUUUUGCCAUCAUAUGGUCAAUAUUUUAGCUUUUAUUGUAAAGCCCUAUGGUUCUAAUCAGUGUUAUCUGGGUUCUGAUGUCAGAAUUCUGGGAACCUGAACACAAUGUUUUAGGCCAAAAUGAGUGAAAACUCUUUUCUUUUCUUUCAGAUGCACAGGGAAUGCACCUAUUAUUGCUAUAUAGAUUGUUCCUCCUGUAAUUCCACUAACUUUUUAUUCAUGCACUUCAAACUUUACUACUACAGUAUAUAAUAUAAUAAAAAAGGUUAAU